AUGCCUCACGGCUUCGAAGACAUUGAGAGUGCGGAUGAAGAUGGCAUCAUCCACGAACCCGCGCAAGAAGACGCCGGCCCCGGAGCAUGUAACCAAAUCAAUGGAGAAUUGAAAGACAAGGUCGAUGACAAGGCCAACAGCGACGAGGAUGACGAAGAAAUUAAAGAAAAAGACGACGAGGAUGACGAAGACGAACAGAAGGACCAACCGGAAAAGGAGGCUCCAGAGGCUUCUCAAGACGCAGACGACGUUUCCGACGAUGACGCCGAAGGCGUCGCAAAAGGAGAAGAAGACCUCGACGAUGACAUGGACGAGGAGGAGGAAGAGCACUUCAUCGUCCAGACUAUCCGGAAACACAAAUUCGUUGAAGAUGCGGUGUACUAUUACAUCAAGUGGCAGGGCUAUCCUGAGAAGGACAAUACUUGGGAGCCGGAAGAACAUCUGAUACCACAUGCUCGGCAGCUCCUCGCGGAUUACCACGAGAAAAUCGGCGGCAUUCCCAAACCCCGGAUCAAGAAGACAAGAUCUAGGCGGGCCCUGCGUGAAGAACCGUCAUUCGAAGACCCCCAACCCAAGAAGCGUCAGAGGCGCGGUGAGGAUGCGAGCACCGCCGACGACUCCGAGGACCAGUGGCUGCCGGACACAGAAGACUGGGAGCCCUUGGUGGCCAAAGUCGAGACCAUCGAGUCCGAUGGAAAAGGCCAGUACAAUGCCUACCUCAAAUUCACGAAUGGCAAACGGACCAAAGUCAGCACGAAGCUGAUCCGCAGGCACUGUCCCAGGCCGCUGGUCGACUUCUACGAAGGACAUCUGAAGUUCACGUAA
This is a messenger RNA of Fonsecaea erecta, 825 nucleotides long. RefSeq lists its product as hypothetical. Gene Ontology annotation, molecular function: chromatin binding. Gene Ontology annotation, biological process: negative regulation of transcription by RNA polymerase II; chromatin organization. Lineage: Eukaryota; Fungi; Ascomycota; Eurotiomycetes; Chaetothyriales; Herpotrichiellaceae. The record is from RefSeq and is a predicted model, not a curated record. The transcript has 3 exons. Gene Ontology annotation, cellular component: nucleus; pericentric heterochromatin. The coding region runs from base 1 to 825 and encodes 274 amino acids.